AUGUCAGAAACUUCAAGCAAAAAACCUCAUAAAAGAUUUAUUGGGAAAGCUGCCGCAACAAAAAAAAGACAAGAAAAUGAUCAAAUAGAUAACAUUGAAGAAAGUGCAAACUUUGCUUUAACUGAUUCCUCUAAAUCAAAACAAUUGAAUCGAGCUGUAAAACAAAUUCCUUCAGAAAUUUUGGAUGAUUCAUUAUUAAACAAAGCCAUUAAGCAGGUUUAUAUUUGUUUAAAAAUACCUCACAUUCCAUACGAUCAUCAAAUCAUUGAUCAUUCAAAUAAUGAUAUUGAUGGGAGUGAAUUACAAUAUGAUAAUAGCAUUAUAAGUGGCUGUAGUAGUAUGGGCGAUGAAUCUUCUUAUUAUGAUGAUUCAUUUACAGUUAAUGAAGACAAUGUUAAUGGUAAUAAUAUAAUUUAUCCAAAACUAAAAAAAUUAGUGAAUAAGUUUUUAAAAGUUAUAAGAAAAAAAG
This is a messenger RNA of Entrophospora sp. SA101, 469 nucleotides long. The record is from the annotation of a GenBank genome assembly. NCBI's taxonomy places the organism in Eukaryota, Fungi, Glomeromycota, Glomeromycetes, Entrophosporales, Entrophosporaceae.